GGUCCCCCCCGGAUCGAAAGCGAAACGGGGGCCGGGGAGGAAGGGCGGAGCCGCCCGAGGCGCCGCCCCCUGCCCUGCGCGGCCGCUGGACCGACGGGCGCGCCCAGGCAGGAGGCGGCUGAGCCGCGCAGUGCGGACCCUCGCGGGGACCUGCGCCGCCACCAUGUCUCAGGAAGGAGUGGAGCUGGAGAACAGCGUCCGGCGCCUCCGGGAGAAGUUUCAUGGGAAGGUUUCCUCCAAGAAGGCGGGGGCUCUGAUGAGGAAAUUCGGCAGCGACCACACCGGAGUGGGGCGCUCCAUCGUGUACGGAGUCAAACAGAGAGAUGGCCAGGAGCUGAGUAACGACCUGGAUGCCCAGGACCCACCGGAAGACAUGAAACAGGACAGGGACAUCCAGGCCGUGGCCACCUCCCUGCUGCCACUGACGAAAGCCAACCUACGCAUGUUCCAGCGGGCCCAGGACGACCUCAUCCCUGCCGUGGACCGCCAAUUCGCCUGCUCUUCCUGUGACCACGUCUGGUGGCGCCGAGUGCCCCAGCGGAAGGAGAGGCUGGGCACAGAUGGGGUCCCCGUCCCCCUGCUACGGUUGCGGCUUUCCCGUGUAUCCAACACGGAUCCUCCCCCCGCGCUGGGACCGCGACAUGGAGCGUCGCAGCACGCACACCCACUCCUGCUCGGCCGCCGACUGCUACAACCGGCGAGAGCCCCACGUGCCCGGGACCUCCUGUGCGCACCCUAAGAGCCGGAAGCAGAACCACCUGCCCAAAGUCCUGCACCCCAGCAACCCCCACAUCAGCAGUGGCUCCACCGUGUGUACAUGCCUGAGCCAAGGCGGCCUCCAGGAAGACCUGGACAACCUCAUCCUGGAGGACCUCAAGGAGGAGGAGGAAGAGGAGGAGGAGGAGGAGGAGGAAG
Molecule: messenger RNA, 915 nt
Organism: Tupaia belangeri chinensis (Chinese tree shrew)
Lineage: Eukaryota; Metazoa; Chordata; Mammalia; Scandentia; Tupaiidae
Gene: SHFL
Product: shiftless antiviral inhibitor of ribosomal frameshifting
Biological process (GO): innate immune response; viral translational frameshifting
Molecular function (GO): sequence-specific mRNA binding; ribosome binding
Source: RefSeq, a predicted model, not a curated record